Entrophospora sp. SA101 is the source of this 1290-nucleotide messenger RNA. The record is from the annotation of a GenBank genome assembly. NCBI's taxonomy places the organism in Eukaryota, Fungi, Glomeromycota, Glomeromycetes, Entrophosporales, Entrophosporaceae.
AUGUCUUUAAUAAGAUUUUCCAGGAAAUUAUUAUUACAUAACACUAGUAAUAAAAAAACUAAAACCCUAGUAUCACGUUUAUUUAUAACAUCAUCGUUAACAACAUCAAAUUCAUCAAUAACACCCAAGAAGCCUUAUGAUACACUUUCUAAGUCAAAAGAAAAAUUCGAAACUCUUAAAGAAAAAGUCAUUCAACUUAGCGAAGAAGAGAGGUUAAACGAUGCUAUCAAAUUGGUAAAAAGUGAAGAAAAUCUAGAAUUCAAAACUGGGGAAGCUUGGGAUCAAUUGAUAAUGGAAUGUGUUGAUAAAGGAAGAGCUAAAAUGGCCGUUAGAUUAUUUGAUGAGAUGAAAAGACUUUCGCUUCCUUUUACCAAAGGAACAUUCACAACUAUAUUAAACGGACUUGCCGAUUAUCGUAUUUCUCCUCAAUUAGUAGAAUAUGCCACAUCAUUAAUAAAACAGCUAGUUCAAUCUAGUGAAUCAAGACCUGAAAUUAAACUUGAGAUUGAUCAUAUAAAUUCAUUAUUGAAAAUUUGUUAUCGCUCAAAACAUUUCCAACUUGCAUUAGAUACUUACGAUAAUUUGAUUAAAGGUAACAAGAAAGUGAAAGAAAAUAGAGAUACUUAUUUAUACUUGAUGAAAAUAGGUUCAAUUAGUAAUAUAAAUGAAUCAGAAAAGUUUUAUGAAAUAGCAAAAGAUAUUUGGGAAAAGUUAAUUAAAAAACAAAAAUCAAAUGAUGAUGGAUCCGUGGUUAUUGACAACGAUUUGGUGUGCGGUAUAAUCCAAACUUAUAACAAUUCAGGUUAUACAUCUGAAGCAUUUGAAAUUGUUGACAGUAUUUAUGGAUUUGAUAAUAUUUUUAGUUUAUGUUUUAAAUCAAGACGAUUUGAUUUAGGCGCAGAAUAUUAUAAUCAAGUGAUAGAAAAAUAUCCUGAUCUUAAUAUCAACGUUACCAGUUACAAUAGUCUGAUAUCUCUCAACAACUUAAGCUUUCAAUACAACAAAUCAAUUGAAAUAUACAACCAGAAAUUCAAAAAUUCCAAGAUAAUACAAAAUUCUGAAACCAUUGAAUUGUUGAUAACAUCAUGUCAACAUCUUUGUGAUUUGGAAACUGCAAAAAGCAUUUUAAAAAAUGCAUUUGAAAAUAAAGUGAUUUUGAAACCAGUUGGUCUAGCUAGAUUAAUAAAAUUAUCUUCAGAACUAGCCACAACCACCGAAAGUUAUGAUUAUGAGUUGUGGGAUGAAUUCUUUAAACAAUUGUCUUCCAUAAAGGCCAAACGUAAAUUUUAA